AUGUCUCUUCUUGUAGGGGCAUCCUUUUACUGGAUUCGGCGUCAGCAGUAUGAACUAUUCUUGGUCGUACACAUCAUCAUGUCAAUCAUCCUCCUCAUCACAAUGCUUGCCCACGUCUCCAUCUUCCAAGGCGAAUACGACGUAUUCUUCUGGGUCCCCUGCUUCAUCUGGGUCGGCGACCGCGUCAUCCGGGCUCUUCGAAUAGCGGCAUUCAACCCAAAGCUCUGGGAUACCUGGGCCACUUCUAUUUACCAUCCGUCCUCCAACAUUGUUAGACUUGUCGUUCCGUGGUCAAGCAGUCUGUACAAACCAGCUCCGGGAACAUUCUACUACAUUCAUGUUCUCAACGGACCUCGAUGCUGGGAAAGUCACCCCUUUACCGUGGCAAUGGUAAAAGAUGAAGGGCAACGUGGUUUGAAGCUCCUUGGCGAGCAAGCUCCUCUACUCGACGGCACUGUCGCCGAACAAAGCUCGGAUCCCGUUGACUCACAAGAUAUACUCAGUGACUCUCGAACAAUGACAUUCUUGAUCCGUCCCUACGAUGGCUUCACCUCCAGACUCCGCGACACCGCAUCAGCAGUCUGGCCUAAAAACGGCCCUCAACGCGUCCUCAUCGACGGUCCCUACGGGCAUACCCGUCCCCUCCAUCUUUUCGACAACGUAACCUUCAUCGUCGGCGGAAGCGGCAUCGUCGUUCCCCUCUCAUAUCUCCAACUCCUCACCGGCCCAACAGCCCCUCGAUCCGUGAAAAUCCACUGGGCCGUUCGCGAACCCGCCUUCGCACUCGACGUCCUACAAACAGACGUCGCUGACGCUUUGGGGAGCACGAAUCUCAGCGUUGAGAUACAUCUUACGACACAUACGCCUCAAGAUGAACUAAGCGAGUGGCCGUCACAAGUUACGUUGCGGAAAGGAAGGAUAGAUGCUUCGGAUGUGGUGAGGAGGAGGAGUGAAGAGGUGAUGGGCGAGAGCCUUGCGAUUGUUGCGUGUGGACCAGCGCAGAUGGCGGAUGAUGCGAGAAAGACGGUUGCUGAUUUGUUACGAAAUGGAGUUAUGAGGGUAGAGUAUUUUGAGGAAAGCUUUCAGUGGUGA
Fusarium musae is the source of this 1092-nucleotide messenger RNA. RefSeq lists its product as uncharacterized. NCBI's taxonomy places the organism in Eukaryota, Fungi, Ascomycota, Sordariomycetes, Hypocreales, Nectriaceae. Gene Ontology annotation, cellular component: plasma membrane. Gene Ontology annotation, molecular function: ferric-chelate reductase activity. The record is from RefSeq and is a predicted model, not a curated record. The coding region runs from base 1 to 1092 and encodes 363 amino acids. Gene Ontology annotation, biological process: iron ion transport; intracellular iron ion homeostasis; copper ion import. The transcript has 2 exons.